This is a messenger RNA of Talaromyces amestolkiae, 1557 nucleotides long. RefSeq lists its product as uncharacterized. The coding region runs from base 1 to 1557 and encodes 518 amino acids. Lineage: Eukaryota; Fungi; Ascomycota; Eurotiomycetes; Eurotiales; Trichocomaceae. The transcript has 5 exons. The record is from RefSeq and is a predicted model, not a curated record.
AUGAUGAACCGCUUCAUCUCCCUCACUUCAACUGCCCUCCUUGCCCAACUGGCCUGGACAUCCCCAAACCACAGAAACAUCAUCCGCACAAUCGACCUCUCACUCCCCUCAACCCCGGCACCUGGCAGACAAGUCGUCGAUGCAGCAUAUCAAUCCUUCUCCAUUGAAUUCUGUUACAUGGCUGACUACGCUGGAGAUAACACCAACUCAAAUAAAUUCUCAAGACAAGUCAUCCAAAACCUCCACGACAUCUCCGGCGCAUACCCCAUCUUCCGUAUCGGUGGCAGCACUCAAAACUCAGCCGUAUAUUUUCCCAACCAAACGGAUAUAGCGAUUAUCGAUCCGUUUGAUUCAGAGGCUUCGGAUCAGCCGUCGCAUUCGUAUAUUGGGCCAAGGUUCAUGGAGAGUUUUGGGCAGUUUCCGGAGGGGACGAGGUAUAUUUACGGGCUGAAUUUUUUUAAACCCGAGAAUGAGACGUUGUUUGAUGUCGGUGAUGGGUUAGGGCAAUGCGUGCUGGAAGCGCAUGCGGCGUAUACGGCGUUGGGCGAAUCGUUGUAUGCGUUUGAGAUUGGGAAUGAAGUUAAUUCAUGGGCAGGAGGGUCUCGUCGACCUGCCAACUGGACUCAGCAAGACUACGUCGAUCAAUGGAAUCAAUACGCUACAGCCACCAGUCAAAACCUCACAGGCAGAGAGUCUAUGCAGCUAUUCCAGGGAUGCGCCUACACCGCGCCGAGAAACGUUGGCGAUAACAUGACGAUUUGGAACAUUGAACAUGCCGAGGAAGACGGUAUGCGCUCGAAUAAGGCAAAGACGGUGUCGGACCAUGAUUAUAUGGGGGCAAACUGUGACUACACUGGUGCCGGUCCAACGAUUGAGACGAGUCUGUUCGACAGAACAAACAUGCUCUCUCGCGUCCGGUAUCACGACUACCUUGGCAACGCAACUGAGAACUCCGGCAUCGAGUACGUACUAGGAGAAACCAACUCGAUAUCGUGCCAAGGGGCCUUCAAUAUCUCCGAUGUGAUGGCCUCUGCUGUCUGGGCUGUGGACUAUGUGCUCUACCUUUCAUCACUCAAGGUCUCUCGCGUCCAUUUCCAUAUGGGCACGCGCUACCGCUACUCUCCUUGGCAACCCAUCUACUACAACGAUACAGAGGCACACGUCAAGCCUAUCUACUACGGUAACAUGUUCAACGCCGCCGUCUUUGCAGGCGGCGACAAACAGACUGAAGUAUUGGCCAACGAGACCAAUUUCGGUGCAUAUGCCGUGUACAACAAGGGCAAACCGGAGUCAAUCGUUGCCGUGAAUCUGAACAUGUGGAACUCAACCAUGGAUGCCGCGGACCGCCCCUAUACCGCCUUGUCGCUGCCUGGGGCUUGGAAUGAGGCGAGGGUAUCGCGCUUAACGAAUCCUGGUGUUGACACGGCUGCUAACAUCACUUUUGCCGGUCAAUAUGUCGACUCAGAAGGUCGCAUUGUUGGUGAAAAGUCGUUUGAUAAGGUCAUUGAUGGAACGGUGCAUGUUGGUGCCGGAGAGGCUGUUUUGAAUAGCAAGUAG